Molecule: messenger RNA, 1281 nt
Organism: Encephalitozoon romaleae SJ-2008
Lineage: Eukaryota; Fungi; Microsporidia; Unikaryonidae
Exons: 1
Coding region: 1-1281 (426 amino acids)
Source: RefSeq, a predicted model, not a curated record
AUGUUUAAACAUGAUUUUCAUGACCCAUACAAUAUGGAGGAGUAUUUCCAGAUAUCCGAUAAAACAAGGACAUUAGAACAUCAAUAUACGGACCUUCUUACCAGAAAGCUGAGGUUGGAGACUCUACUAGUGGAAGAGGAUUACAACAACCUUCUUGUAAUGCAUUCCGAGCUAGUUUCUAAGGCAAGGGAUAGCGAGGAUAGCUAUAAGAAGCAUAUAAAUGAUCUAAAGACAAUGAUUGAUAAACUUAACCAAGAUAAUGCUAAGAAGGAAGAUGACAUUAGGAGGCUGACAGAGGAAAACAAAAAUCUGAUGAGUACUGUUCAGGAGUUAGAGAAGAAGAGCAAGGAGGAAAGUAGACAAGGAGAAAGGAAGAUUAAAGGGGGAAAGAAGGGAGCCGGAGACCUUGAGGAAGAUGAGAUAUGGGAGGUUGAGGGUCUCAAGAAAAUGGAUGAGAUACAUAGGAUUGCUAAGUCUCUCGAGGGUGAGUUACAGAGUAACCUAAGUAAGCUUCAAGAGGAAUGUAUUCGGUACAGAGGAGACACAGAAAGAAUGGCUUCUGAGAUAGAAAAGUUGAAGCUAAGGAAUGCUGAUAACAUAGAGAAGAUAAAUGAAAUAAAAGAAAAUAAGGCGGACAUUGAGGAGAAGUUAAAAAGGCUAGAGGAGGAGAAUGCUAGGUUAGCGAAAGAGAAGAUAUGCUCUGAUGAGCUUCGAAGAUCCAUUAAUGAGAAGGACGAGAUUAUAUCUGCAUUGAAGGAGAAUAUGAAGCAGAAGUCAGAAUUGAUUGAAAUUCAGAGGAGGAUGAUUGGGGGAGGGCCACAGGAGAGCAGAGUUAUCUUGAAUGACGAUGUUUGCAAUGUAUUUGAUGAGGAGAUCCUCAAGGCUGAGGAAGGUAACGAUGAGCUGGAACUGGGUGACGAAUGUAACGCUAUGGAGGAGUUCUGGAACGAUGUCCCUAUAAAAUCAAAGGCUACAAUGAGAAAGAAACCUGAAGGGGUAGCAUCAGCAAGAAGAAAGACAAAUGCCCCCAAGGCAGAGAAGAUUAGGAGAAUCCUACCAAAAGCAGUAACAUCUAUAGAGAAAACAAAGUCAGAUAUAAACACCAAAGUAUUUGAUAGGGUAUUGGACAACAAGGAGAUAUCGAAGACUUCUGAAACAUCCAGGAAGUUGCUUACUCCAGGACACCUGCUCAAGCCCGAAAACUCUUCAUACUUUGCAGAUCUGACAUUCAAUAACUCAAGCCCGGUGAUCAAGAAGGAUCAGUUACCCAAGAAGAGGUAG